AUUGGACAAAUCGCGUUUGAGGGCAUUGAACGAUUGAACCCUAUUCAGUCAAUUGUCUUCGAUGCUGCUUACAAUUCCUCUGAAAAUCUUCUGAUCUGCGCGCCCACCGGUGCUGGCAAAACCAAUACGGCGAUGUUGACCGUGAUCCGGCUGAUACGCGAACAUCUUAAUGAGGACUUUGUUCUCGACCUCAAAGCCUUCAAGAUAGUUUACAUGGCACCCAUGAAGGCGCUGGCCGCGGAGAUGACAGCAACUUUCUCCAAACGCCUUAGUCCUCUCGGCAUCAAGGUGCGCGAGUGCACCGGGGACAUGCAAUUGAGUAAACAGGAAAUAAUGGACACCCAGAUGUUGGUAACGACGCCGGAAAAGUGGGACGUCAUCUCUCGCAAGGGUGCGGGUGACGCCUCUCUUGUGAUGGUUUUUGUACAUGCCAGAGGGGAAACCUCGAAAACGGCCCGUUGGAUUCGUGAUGCAGCUUCACAGAGAGGCGAUCUGGCGAGCUUUCAACCUCUGACAACCAACACUGUUGACCUCUUCAAAAGACUUCCCCACUGCCAUGAUGCGACCACUCGGGAAUUGGCCGUUGAGGGCAUUGCCUGUCAUCACGCCGGUAUGCUAAGACCUGACAGACGGCUUGUUGAGCAGCUCUUCUCCAAUCGCGUUAUUCGGGUCCUUGUGUGUACUGCUACCUUGGCCUGGGGUGUGAACCUGCCCGCGCACGCUGUGAUCAUUAAGGGCACGAAGAUCUACGAUGCGGACAAGUCUGAUUUUGUUGAUCUUGAUAUUCUGGAUGUCGUUCAGGUAGGUGUGGAGUUAUGUAUACACUUAAUAUAUCAUGCUACUUAA
This is a messenger RNA of Dibothriocephalus latus, 846 nucleotides long. NCBI's taxonomy places the organism in Eukaryota, Metazoa, Platyhelminthes, Cestoda, Diphyllobothriidea, Diphyllobothriidae. The record is from the annotation of a GenBank genome assembly.